Messenger RNA from Castor canadensis (American beaver), 632 nucleotides. RefSeq names its product WW domain containing transcription regulator 1 (gene Wwtr1). Gene Ontology annotation, cellular component: cytoplasm; nucleus. Gene Ontology annotation, molecular function: protein binding; transcription coactivator activity. The record is from RefSeq and is a predicted model, not a curated record. Lineage: Eukaryota; Metazoa; Chordata; Mammalia; Rodentia; Castoridae. Gene Ontology annotation, biological process: positive regulation of transcription by RNA polymerase II; hippo signaling.
UGAUGACUCACCAGCCCCAGCAGCAGAUGGUACCCAGUACCCUGAGCCAGCAGAGCCACCCCGCCCAGAACGCCCCAGCGGGCCUCCUGACUCUGCCCAUGGCGCUGACCACUCAGCAGCAGCAGCAGCAGAAGCUGCGGCUUCAGAGGAUCCAGAUGGAGAGGGAGAGGAUCCGGAUACGCCAGGAGGAGCUCAUGAGGCAGGAAGCAGCCCUCUGCAGACAGCUCCCCAUGGAAGCCGAGACCAUGGCAGCCGUUCAGGCUGCUGUCAACCCGCCGGCCAUGACCCCAGACGUGAGGCCCAUCAGCAACAGCUCGGAUCCCUUCCUCAACGGGGGACCCUAUCACUCCAGGGAACAGAGCACAGACAGUGGCCUGGGGCUGGGCUGCUACAGUGUCCCCACAACUCCCGAGGAUUUUCUCAGCAAUGUGGAUGAGAUGGACACAGGAGAAAGUGCCGGUCAGACGCCCAUGACUGUCAACCCCCAGCAGACCCGCUUUCCUGACUUCCUUGACUGUCUUCCGGGGACCAACGUCGACCUGGGGACUUUGGAGUCUGAGGAUCUCAUCCCGCUCUUCAACGAUGUGGAGUCUGCUCUGAACAAAAGCGAGCCCUUCCUGACCUGGCUGUAA